Molecule: messenger RNA, 2219 nt
Organism: Botrytis cinerea B05.10
Lineage: Eukaryota; Fungi; Ascomycota; Leotiomycetes; Helotiales; Sclerotiniaceae
Exons: 3
Coding region: 152-2080 (642 amino acids)
Source: RefSeq, a predicted model, not a curated record
GCUGUGCUGUAACUCGCUCUUGUUGCUGGUCACUCCUUAUUUUAGUUUAUAAUAUGUUCUUUCGUUGGUAACUAUAAUCACACUUAUUAUUUUAUUGUCUAAAGACACGUUCACCCAGAAACUCUUGUACCAUAGAUUUAAUUUUAACAUCAUGCGAUUUCCGGCCUUCUCCAUCGCCUUUCUUGCGUCAAACUUUGCGAAGGCUGAUUUCCUACUCCCCGAGUCGGCGGGUCAUGUUUCUGUUGGCCUUCCAAAUCGGAUAUCCUGGUCUACCGAUUCAGUCACUGGCCCAAUUUCUUUGUUUCUUGUUCCAGCAGGAGCGGAGGAUGCUAGCGCUUCUAUAUUUGCUAUUGGGACUCAAAUUCCAAACUAUGGGAUGUACCAAUGGGUUCCACGCGACACUCUAACUACAGCGGAAUCAUAUUUCUCUAUACUCAUGGUUGAUUCCAAGAAUUUUAAAACAGUAUCCGAUAUCUUUCUUAUAGUUGGUCUGCAAAAUUCUCAGCCAGGCAGCGAACUUCGCAGAAGAGUCAGCGCUCACGUUAAGAAGUCUAGCUAUGGAAAUGAUGAUUUUAAUAGCGAUGAUCCAGCGAACUCAGAUUCAAACAACAGUGGUACAAAAUCCUCAAAAAGUGGCAAAAAUGAAGGGACCGAAAAGUUUAACUCAACGGAAACGCUGACAACAAAGUUAGAGAGUAAAGAAACUUCGAAGUCUGUAGUCCUGGAGACUAGUUUGUCGGCUUGUAGUGCUGUAGUCACAAAGACCGAAUAUCUGUGUGUGAGUGCUGCAAACGGGUCUAACAUUAAGACGAAAAGCUCAGAUGGAUCAAAAUCAACCAGCAAUUUGUCAUCUCUGGCCGUUUACCUUGAUAAGCCACCCAAAGAUAUAUCCGGCUCGUCUAAACCCACGAGCUUGGGUUUCAAAGGGACUUCCGCGUCUAACAACACAUCCAGCUCAAAGUCGACGUUCCAAGAUUCUAGUUUGAAACAUAGCUAUGGCUUCAAUUCUUCAUCUUCAUCUUCGUCCUCUGAAGCAGACUUCAAGAAAACCCAUUACUCACAAUCUUCAUCUCAUUCUAGCUCCGGAGAAGACUCUGGCUCGAAAUACUCAGCAUCUAAUUCCAACUCGAAGGACAACUCUAGCUCCGCGUACUCAUAUUCUGGACAUGAAUCAAAAGGAACUAAAGAUUCUUCAGGACAUAAAUUUGGGCCUAAAGAGAGCAAUGAAGAUGGACAUGGACAUGGAAAUGGAUCUAGCUCCAAUUCUACUUCCGGCCAUAAAUCCAACUCCACAUUGGAACAUGCCUCUACACGAACGUAUUGUGCACUGGUGACAUCCACAACUAUAAUAUAUAUGCCAUUUAGUAGAAAUACUCAUACUCAUGAGACCAAAACAUACACACCCAACAUCCAUAAGACUACCUUGAUACAGACUAGUACAAUCAUCAGUACCGCCUUAGAAUCCCUUUUCUCUAUCUCUAUCUCCGCGCCUCUAGCAUCGAUCUCCACACUGGCCGCCUCGACAACUUCCAUCGCUGCUAUAUCCACAACAGCAACAAGCACGGCUCAAACCACCCAAGUCUCUAAAGUCUCUGAGAUUUCUCAGCUCUCGAGUCUUGCGAUUUCCGAGUCUGUUAAAUCCAUUCAAUCCACCCCCCUAUUCUCCGCCUCGAUUAUCAUUUCCUCAAGCACCGAACCUACAACUCCACCAUCCAUGCCCACGCCCCCAGAAACCAUAAAUAUAGCCAGCACAACCAGUACAGAAAGCACAACACCUGAAAACCCAUCCAGCACAGAUUCCAUCACCCCACCCCCAUCCCCGCCCUUUCCCUCUCAAACUGCAACCGGCACCAAAUUCGAAUCCGAAACCCAAACUACCGCUCUACCACCCGUAACUCUUACCACGCUGUCCAGCUCAACAACUUCAUCUUCUGUAUAUAAUCUUACGAUUCUAGGAGGUGGAAUGGGAACGGGAACUCCGCUGUCUGUUUUUACAGGGGGUGGGAGUUCGCAUUGCGGGGGGCUGAAGGGUGGAAUUGUGAUGGGUGUGCUGAUGGGGGUUGUGGGGUGGAUUUUGUGAAGGGCGGGAAUGGAGGAAGGGGAUGGGAUGAGUAUGGAAAAUUACAUGGAACGUAAAGUGCUUUAUGUAUCAUAAUUUCUUUUGUAGAUAGAUUAUGGAAUAGAACAGUCAGAUAAAUAGAAUCUAUCGCGUUUAUGCA